AUGGAAGACGAAGCCACAUCUGCUACACGCGCUGGCUCGCGGUCAAACGAUGACGAAGUUGAUCCAACCCAGGGAUUGGAAGAUAAGUCAUUAGAUGAUGAGUAUGGUACUGACUUAAACGAGGAACAUCUUGCCAAUUCUGGAUUUGAUCGAUGUAAUUUUGAUGACGAUACUGCAGUUAACGGGCUUCAAGAUAUAUGGAAAGUUGAAGUAAAUGAGGCACCUGCUGAGUACAUUAUGAAAUUUCAUUUUCCAAAUAAUGAGGUUGCUUUUGUGUUUUACAAUUGGUACGCUAAUGUGAAUGGUUUUGCUGCCCGGAAAAGCAAGUUUAUGAGGAACAUCAAGGGUGAGAUAACGCAACAGACUUUCCUUUGCUAUAGAGAAGGUACUAGACAAGUAAAAGUUGAUGCAGGGGUGAUUAGGAAGCGACGUUCAAAACUACGAACCAGAUGUGGUUGCUUGGCAAAAUGUCGUGUUCAUAUUGAAGCUACCAAUGGGAGAUGGUACAUCAAAUAUUUGAAUGACGAACACAAUCACCCCUUAUUGGAUGACAAAUUUAUGGGCAUGUUACCUGCACAUAGGAAGAUGACGGAGUAUGAUAUAUUGCAAAUGAACAACAUGAGAAAGGUUGGGAUUAGGACCCCUCACAUAUACGGUUUGUUUGCCAAUCAGGCUGGUGGGUAUCAAAAGGUUGGAUUCAGAAAAAGAGAUAUGUAUAAUCAGUUAGAGAGGCAAAGACGAUCUAACAUUUCAGAUGCAAGUGAUGCCCUUGGAUUUCUCGAAUCAAUGGGAUCUACUGAUGAUAAGAUUUUCUGGAAGCAUACUGUAGAUGAAGAUGGAAGAUUGGAAAAGUUGAUAUGGUUUGACGGUGUAGGACAAAUGGACUAUUCUGUGUUUGGUGAUGUUUUGGCAUUUGACGCUACAUAUCAAAAGAACAAGUACUUGUGUCCGUUGGUUGUUUUCUCCGGUGUCAAUCAUCACAAUCAGAGUAUUGUGUUUGGGUCUGCCAUUGUUCGUAAUGAGACAGAGCAAACAUAUGUGUGGUUGUUGGAGCAAUUUUUGACAGCAAUGGGAGGUAAGAGUCCUACAUCAGUCAUAACAGAUGGAGAUUUGUCUAUGCGAAAUGCAAUCAAAAGAGUCUUUCCUGAUGCUCACCAUAGACUUUGUGCUUGGCACCUUCUCCGCAAUGCAACAAGCAACGUAGGAAAUGUCCAAUUUGUAUCUAGAUUAAGACAAUGUAUGUUGGGUGAUUAUGAUAUUGCUGAAUUCAAGCGUAAAUGGGAAUCAAUGGUAGUUGAAUUUUGUGUUGAGGAAAACAAAUGGGUAAAUGAACUGUAUGAGAAGAGGAAUAUGUGGGCCACUGCUCAUAUUCGUGGUAAUUUCUUUGCUGGUUUUAGGACGACUUCUCGUUGUGAGGCUUUGCAUUCUCAACUGGGUAAGUAUGUUAAUUUUCAAAACAAUCUUUUGGAGUUUUUACACCAUUACUUUCGUUGUCUGAGUUUUAUGAGGUACAAAGAAGUCGAAGCAGAUUUUUCUUCGGUCCAUGGGGAGAUUUUAAUGCAGACUGAAUUUCAUUCUCUUGAGAGGUCAGCGGCUAAUGUUUAUACAAGAGAGAUAUUUUUGCUAUUUCUUCCCGUACUAAAGAAAGCAUGCAGAUUAAAGGUGUUGGGUGUUAGACAAACCACAAGUAGUUAUAUAUACACAGUGUCAAAGUAUUGUAGAGAAGGGUCAGAAUGGCAGGUGUCAUAUUACCCAGCUAGUCUCGAAUUUAAGUGCUCUUGUUUGAGGUUGGAAUCAUUGGGUAUUCCAUGCGAACACUUAAUUUAUGUAAUCACAUAUUUGGACAUUGUAAAACUCCCUGAUUGUUUAGUUUUGAAGAGAUGGAGAAAGGACGUGAAGGACUCAUUGCCAAUUUCAAAUGAUUGUCUGUCUUCUGCCUGGGACCCAUCAAUUGUAAGUCAAUAUGUUGGUAUUGUCGAGCAUUGCAAGAGGAUGGCAUGUGCUGCUGUAAAAUGUCGAAAUGCAGAGUACGUUCGAAGCACUAUAGAGUGGAUAAGUACACGUACAGAGACAUUGGAGUCAAUUGCUGCAGAGGAUAUUCCGACUCAUUCUGACUUAAACGGUGCUUUCGCAGAAAACUUGAUGAACCCAUCCCGUGCUAGAACUAAAGGUUGUCGUAGUGCUGUGCCGUCUGCUAGUAAUCGAUUAAAGCGACCAUCACGUAAAGCACCAGCAUGCGGCGUAUGUCGUGAAGAAGGUCAUAACCGAAAGUGUUGUCCGGUUCAAAGACGGACCGAUGCCAUGUCCCAAAAUCAAGUUGGCUCAAAUGUAAUGUAUUAUGAAGAUGAAGAGUGGCAGUAG
This is a messenger RNA of Medicago truncatula (barrel medic), 2361 nucleotides long. RefSeq names its product protein FAR1-RELATED SEQUENCE 5-like. The record is from RefSeq and is a predicted model, not a curated record. Gene Ontology annotation, molecular function: zinc ion binding. The coding region runs from base 1 to 2361 and encodes 786 amino acids. The transcript is spliced from 2 exons. Lineage: Eukaryota; Viridiplantae; Streptophyta; Magnoliopsida; Fabales; Fabaceae.